Molecule: messenger RNA, 945 nt
Organism: Microthlaspi erraticum
Lineage: Eukaryota; Viridiplantae; Streptophyta; Magnoliopsida; Brassicales; Brassicaceae
Source: the annotation of a GenBank genome assembly
AUGAUGCAUAAGCUUGAGUAUGAUGAAAGUUAUUGUCUCAACAAUCUUUCCAUUGGAUUUGAUGAGUUUUGUGGCAGGUCAUUGCAAUUACACGAAGCCCCUAUUCUUAAAACCUUGACUCUCAAACUCCAUAAUCACUCUGAUUCCAUAGAUUCUCUGUUGUUUCCAAGUAUUCGUUCCACUCUCCUCAAGAUAUCAAUCACAUCUUCGUCCAAUCCAACUCCUAUCAGAUUCUCAUCUAACCUUAAUGUUUUCAAAACACUCGUCGUGAUGAAACUCCAAGACAAGAUUCUCCUGGAUGUUUCUGCCGAUUCUCCGGUUUGUUUCCGAUCUCUGAAGUCCUUGCACCUCACGCGUGUGAGGUACUCGUGCGAUGAAUCUCUCUCCAGACUUUUAUCAGCUUGUCCUGUUCUUGAAGAUCUCUUCCUCGAAAGACGUCUCCGUGCUGAUAAGUUGUUCACCAUAUCAGUCCCUUCCUUACAGAGAUUGUUCAUCAUUAAACAAGAUAGAUCUUUAUACAACGAUGACCCGAUAUUCGAGAUCAAUGUUCCUUCUUUGAUUUACUUAAUGAUCGAUGACCGCAGAGGUAGUUUCGAUUUCACCGGAGAUAUGCCUAAAUUGGUGGAAGCAAACGUCGCAGUUUGUCAAUCUAAAAGUGGAAAGCUUCUGAAAUCUCUUACUUCCGUUGAACGUCUUUCGAUAAAUUUAUACAUUUCAAUGGUUAAGCAUCUCACGGAUAGAUUCUACUAUAACCAGCUUCUUCAUUUGGAACUACACAUUUACCAAAACUUCAGAUCAAAUCUGCUUUUGCGUGUGCUUCAAGAUACCCCUAAACUUCAAGUUCUUAAACUUAACCAGGGGAGAGCUCACGCUUCUUCUUCUUUUCGAUCUCCUUCGACUCUCGCUCUGAAUUUCUCAAUUAACUUAGAGAUCAAACGUCCUUAG